CGCAGCAAGCGCGCUGGCCGGAACUACGCUACUGUGUCCCAGCGUUGAGCUUUCCUUAGUCUCCCUAAGCGCGGCAGCGCUUUACCUAAGGCCAUAACAGUUGGAUGAGUGACACGAAACUGGAACCCUGACAUCAAGGAAACUUGGCAUAACUCUUGUUUUGCUAGACGACGUUGGGAUUUCUUGAUGACCGUUGAAAGGCGCGCGCUCAACGGGCGCUGGAGCCUUGGAGCGUCCUGGACUGUAGGGUUCCGAUCUUUCGCACUGGGGGUCUAGACGCACAGCGAGCAAUUCCACUUCUCCGCGUGCCAUCUGAGUGCACCUGGACUCUGUCUAAAACGACAGAGAUCAAUUUUGGUGGAGCCCGCAGGCAUUCGCGGCGCAGGCACUUUGGAGAUUACUAAUUCUUUAGUAAGCCGAGGACCGCGGUACCAAUACCUUUUAGAGCUGUUCUCACCUAGAAACCAUACCGUGGUCACUUCUCAUCAGAAAGGAGCUCUAUUUGCGAUAGGUGCAGAAACUUACGCGCGACCACGCCUCUGGCCUUUCUUUUACGUGGGCUGUUUAAAGGUCUUGAGUGAGCAGAGUCCUCGAGGAGGAGAAGAGUCAGGGUGCAGAACGCCGGCGCCAAUCCCUAUUCUCUGGCCUGUGACCGCAUUCGUCCCGCCCUCUGCACUUCUAUAAGAGCGGCAGAGAGAGCGCACAGGGAGUACCGCCCCCAGGCGCGCUACUUCUCCGCUCCUCAAGAGCCCGUACCACUGUCCCCAGGGCUGCCGGCUACAGGACACUAGUUCCUCCCCUUCUCGACCCCCAGCACGGGGUGGCUGAGCUAGGCUCUAGAUCCUCUGCUGUCUUGUUCUCCGGCCCUAGGCAAUCCCCCCGCAGUGUUGGUCCGCAGGUGAGCAGCGCUGCAGCGCCGCUGUCAGGCGAGCUCACCUUGCACAGCCCGGCAGCCAGCGCAAAACUCUGGUCCCUGCAGGAUGAAGAACCCGAUGUUGGAAGCGGUGUCACUCCUCCUGGAGAAGCUGCUCCUCAUCUCCAACUUCAAGCUCUUUAGCGUAUGCACUCCCGGAGGAGGCACAGAGAGGAAUCGGCGCUAUGAAAUCAGCUCUUUUCUCCGGGGCGAUGUGCUGGAAGUGUCACGGACCCAUUUUACCCACUAUGGGAUCUACCUCGGGGACAACCGUGUCGCCCAUCUAAUGCCCGACAUCCUGUUGGCCCUGACCAACGACAAGGGGCGUACUCAGAAGGUGGUCUCCAACAAGCGUCUUAUCCCGGGAGUCAUUUGCAAGGUGGCCAGCAUCCGUGUGGACACAGUAGAGGACUUUGCUUACGGAGCAGACAUCCUUGUCAAUCACCUUGACGAGACUCUCAAAAAGAAGUCAUUGCUUAAUGAGGAGGUGGCAUGCAGGGCUGAGCAGCAGUUGGGGCUCACCCCUUAUAGCCUACUGUGGAACAACUGCGAACACUUUGUUACCCACUGCAGAUAUGGCGCUCCGAUCAGUCCACAGGCUGAGAAGUUUCAUGAGACUGUGAAGAUAAUCAUUCGUGAUCAGAGGAGUUCUCUUGCUUCAGCUGUCUUGGGACUAGUGUCCAUUGUCUACAUGGGCUUGGCAUCAUAUAUGACCUUUCCUGCAAUCUGUAUCCCAUUCUGCUUGUGGAUGAUGUCUGACUAGAUUCUAAUCCCCAUGUGAAUGUGUAUGGAGUUUGUGUGGGACUAUGUUUAUAUUUAGAGAAGACAAAACAUUAGAAGCUUGUUGAGAAAACGUGGCAUUCAACACUGUGUUCUAGAUAAACAAAAGUGAUUAAGAAUCAUACACAGUGCUUACCAUGUAAGCCGAACAGAGCCUUUCCGUGUCCUCUCAGGCAGUUCCGCUGCAGAGCACCAUGAGCCCUUGGAAGCAAAGCAGGACUCAGCAGCCCCAGAAAAGCAGCCCCUGAGGUGACAUUCACAGGAGAGUUUCUGGGUUAUUCUUUUCCUCCUGUAAUCAUUAUGCUGUUAUCAACUGCGAUUGUUAACUUUACUGUAACUGUAUUCUGCUUAUUGAAUGACUGGUAUUAAAGGGAACAUUUUCCUUCAUUUAGAUGAAAACGUUUGAUAAUUAGCCAAAAAGAAACCAUGUCUCACAUUCUGCCUUUCUUCAUGUAAUAAUAUAAUUUCAAGACAGUUGAGAAUAUUAUUUUCAUGUUCUGAGAUGAGUGUUGACAGAACUUACUGAAAGUAACUGGCUAAAAAGCACAGAAAUGUUUUCUUCUGCAGAAACAGUGAUAGUAGCUAUUUAUAUUCACUUUUGAGUAGUCUGAUACUGUGUUUUUCUUCUUUUUUUAUAUGCCUGUAUGACUACUUUAAAAAGGUAAAUGGAUGUAGGAUUGAAGCAAUUCCAGUAUUUGGUGUACAUACAUACUAAAUAAAUACACCAAUGGUGUACAUACUAAAUAAAUACGCAAAUAUCUGCACACACAUAGAUUGAUAGGUAAACUGUAUUUCUGGUUACUUUAUUAUACUAGUGUGAUUAUUAAUGAGGAUCUACAAAGGUGAACAUAAAAUCAAGUCCAGUGUUUUUUCCUCUGCCCUUAAACCUGUAUAUAUGUCACUGGUUAGUUUGGUUUUUUUAAAGCUAAAUUUACUAAUGUCCUUUUUCAAAACACCUGAUUUGUUUUACUGUCAGUGUAAGUAUAAGUACUGUAAGUGCAGUUUAUGAACUUAGAGGUGUAUCACAGCAGUCAGUAUAUAUAGCCUAUAUAGGUAGAGCCAAAGGAAAUUAAUCUGAUAAAAUUAACAGUGCCAAGCAUGGAAAAUGAUCUCACUGAAUCCACUGGAUCAGAGCAGUGUUAAAAACAUGCCUUCAAGACUUUGGUAAAUUCACUAAAAACAACACCACAGUUUGAAGUUGCAUUUCAGGUUUUGGAACUGUUUUAUCAGAGGUGGUACAUGCCUAAAUACCUGCAUGUAGAAGGCUGAAGCAGCAGAUGGAGAGCUCCAGGCCUGUAUGGGCUGGAGGACAAUACUUGUCUGUGAAAUGUCAAGAGUUACAGAACAGGCACCCAAGAGAUGACUCAGCACUUGAGAGCUAUUGCUGCUUUUGCAGAGGACCAGGGUUCAGUUUCUAGCAACCCCUGGUGGCUCACAAUAUGUAACUCCAAGUCCUGAAGAUACAACACUCUCUUCUGGCCUCCAUGAGCAUAGCACACACAUGGGAAGCACAAACAUAGGCAAAGCACCCCCACACAUAAAUUAAAUAUAUAGCUUUAAAAAAAAAAGGAAUCACAAAAUAACCAAGCAUGGUGGCACAUACUUUAAUCCCAAGGCUUGAGAUGUGGAGGCAGGAAGAUUGGAGUUCAAGAUCAGCCUACUACACAGGGGGGUUUAAGACUUGCUUGCAUCACACAGUGGGGCUCAAAACCAGCCUGCGCUAUCUAGGGAGUUCUGGACCAAUUCAGGCUACAUGAGACCCAAUCUUGAAACAACAAAGGAAUCAAAAAUGGUGAUUCUUAUGGUGGGAAGGAGGAAUUGUUUUAGUCAGUGACCCACCUGGAACAAGACCGAAGAGUAGAACUUAGUUUAACUGAGGCUUUAUUACCCUGAGUUUUCCUACAACAAAUUCAGUUGGGGUAUAAUGACGAUUAAACUUUGUUUAAUAUUCAGAUUACUUACAAGUUUUAUAUUACUAAAACAUUAAAUGGCAAAGUCAAAGAAUGCAGGUGUUCUAUGGACCUGUUCCAACACUUAAAUUACCUUAAGCAUCUGUGCAUGAUGACAGCCAUUGUGUUAGUGCCAUUUCCCCUCAUCUGGGAGUACUUAAGUGAACCUUUUUUCAGACAAGUAUUGCAGAAAAUACUAUUUGACAUUAAAUCUGUGUUCAUAGACAGUGGUUCCUCUUUACAUACUACCUAAGUUCUUUUGGAACUGGGAUUAACCUAAGUAACCUUGCCUCUCUUCAUAUCAUUAGACCAAGACAUUCAUCAUUCAUUGAUGCUCACUUUGUGCUAAGCAUUCAAGUGCUGCAAUUUCAUGUUCUAUUUUACUUUUUUUUUGAGACAGGGUCUUAGUAGACCAGAUUUGCCUCCAUUCACUCAUAUAGCCCUUAGGGUCUCUGCUUCCCAAGUGCUGGGAUUAAAGGUGUGCUCCACAACUCCUGGCCUAAUACCACUUUUUAGCCAGCUAUAAAAGCCUGUAUAUAGUGUGGUGGGAAUAUAGAGAAGAUCAAAUAAUUUCUGCCUCAAGAGUCAGCAUUUACUUGAAGAAGGCAAUAACAAGCAGGAAGCUGAAAGACUGAGGUUAUUUUGUUACACUGACAUCAUUCAACUGACCUUCGAGAGAGAGGGAAGGAGGGAAGAAAGGUUCUAUUUGGUAAAUGUUGCUCAGCAGGGGAACUGCUGAACUUGUAGGUAAAAGGGUUCUCUUAUAUUGCUUCAGUUUGAUUAGUUAGCUAACAAGGUAGAAAAAUGACAGUUAGGAAAGAAAUCCUGAGCAAUCAUUUCUUUUCUAACCCAAGGCAGGCAGGUCAAGAAUUUCUCUAACUUCAGUCAAGGCUCAUCAUUAUGAGCCAAGUUCCUCAUAUCAUAAUAUUUCUAUUCUAUCUUAUACAGUGAUAGCCAAGUCAUAGCUAAUGAGCUUUUUCACUUCUUGUUUUUUUUUUUUCUCUGCACAGAUGAAGGCCAAAUGGACUUACUGGAUUUAAGAUGAGUUAAUGCAAGUGUCAGGGAGUAUGCUGUGUAUGGAAUGAAAAGACAUGAGACAUGGACUAAAGUAUACGGCCCAACAGUCAUAGCUGCCCUGGAGUUUCAGUGAUUGGUAUCUGCACAGGGCUAAUGGAAGGCACACAGAGAGAAGGGACUAAUUUUAGCUGCUGAAACCAAAAUCAGACAGCAGGUACUGAGACUUGAAGAACGAGACAGAUUUUGGACAGGACAUUGCACACAUGGAUGGGAAUAGCACAGGGAAUGCAUGGAAACAGCCUACAACAUGCACCAUGCACAGCUGUGAGGUAUCCUAUGUCAGGCAAACGCGCAUGCUAGGGGUUAGCAGAGCAAGGGUGCUGACUAGACAUGUGGAAAGCAAUGCUGAGAUAGUGUAAAUCUUUUGUAGACCAAGAAGUUUGGACUUUAUGAACAGGCAGUGGAGAACUGGAGUAUAGAAAGGUCAUUUCCCAGAAUAAAGAAGGUGAGGGUGGGAUAAGGAGACCUGAGAGGUUUAGCUAAGAUCUUUUGUUCUGUCAAAUAAGGGCCUAGAGCAGAGGUUCUUAACCUUCAUAAUGCUGAGACUCUUUAAUACAGAUUCUCAUGUUGUGGUAACAUAAAAUUAUAUUUGUUGUUACUUCACAACUGUAAUUUUGCUACUGUUAUGAAUUAUAUUGAAAAUAUUUGAUAUGCACAAUAUCUGAUUUGUGACCCUUGUGAAUGAGUUGCUUGACCCCCAAAGGGUUGUGACCCACAGGCUGAGAACCACUGGUCUAGAUGGUGAGAUGGCUCUGUGGGGAAGUGUACCUUCUGUAAAACCUGAGGACCUGAGUUCAAAUAAGGGUCUGUAACUGCAAGGCUAGAAAGCAAAUGUGUCAAAGAAGUGCCAAUCAACUUGAGCCACACCUUUAGACUUGGCUAAUAAAAACUCUUGAUCGAGUCUUAGAGUUAUCAUGUGUCCUUGCUUUUCCUGAGAAAGAACUGAUUCCUGCAAAAUAAAUUAACUUGACUACUGUGUAUAUAUUGGAUACUCCUGAUAUUUGCUCUGCUAGGCAUGCUCCUUUUUAAUGACAAGCAAGGAACGUAUGGAUUGGUUGUUUUAAUUUUUGUCAGAACCUACUUCUUACUUUGCCAUUUUCUAUUUCAUAUUGUUCAUGUCCAAGACCAGAAGCUGCUCUCCAGGAACAUGUAAUUACUAUAAUGGCGAAGUCUUUGUUAUAGAUAAGAAGAAUAUGGGCAGAGUCUUCAUUUUAUAUGAUUUAGCUGGGGUUUUUAGUUAAACUAACUUUACAUUGAUAUACAAGUAUUUUGAAUAAAAUCAAUUCUACAUA
This is a messenger RNA of Peromyscus leucopus (white-footed mouse), 6011 nucleotides long. It is a transcript of the gene Lrat, whose product is annotated as lecithin retinol acyltransferase. Gene Ontology annotation, molecular function: phosphatidylcholine-retinol O-acyltransferase activity. Bases 981 to 1676 code for a protein of 231 amino acids. The transcript has 2 exons. The record is from RefSeq and is a predicted model, not a curated record. Gene Ontology annotation, biological process: retinol metabolic process. Lineage: Eukaryota; Metazoa; Chordata; Mammalia; Rodentia; Cricetidae.